CAAACCUCCCUUAAAGUGUUCACAACACUUAACCACUCAAGAACAAAAACUCUCUUAAAGAGUAGAAUAUGAGUAAACUAAUUUAGAUCAAGAACACACUCAAUUCCUCAAGAAAUGGCUCUAAAAAGCUAUGUAAAAAGUUUAUGGAAUGAUGCAAUGUAAAGCUAUGAAAUGUGUGAGGAAUGGAUGUGAAAAGUAGACCCAAGAGACCCCUUUUUAUACCCAAAAACAAGGUGAUUCAGUUGUGGGUAAAGGGACUAUGUCCGGGGGUUCCUGUGGUAACUCAGAGUCGGAAAGGGAUGAAGGAUUUGCAUUCCUUGCUAUGUCUGCCCACCCCUCUGCACUCAUUACAGUACUCAGGGAGAUCUUCAAACAUAGCAGUAUGAAGGAAGUAAUGCAACUUCAUGGGGGGAUUGAAGCUAGGGAUGAUUUUCCGAAAAUUUUUAGGAAGAAAGAACCCUCUGCAUCUUUUGUGUUUGAGGAACUACAGGGCCAGGGAGUGAAGGAAGAACAAUUACUGAGCUCUAUCUCCUCAGAACUCUUUGCCCAAGACAUUGCAUUAGCUACACUGAAAGUCAAUUUAACAGAGGAAUCUUCUUCUGAAAAUACUGGGGAGGAAGAAAUAUUAGCACAAAGGCUAUUUCAACCAGCAUUUGAUGAAUACUUUGAAUCCGUCUUCAAGGCAAAAAGGGUUAAAUGGAGUCCGGCAAUAGAUGAGGAGAAGAUGAAGGAGGCAUUUUUUAGCAGAGCUGCAGGUUUGUACAGUGGAUACAUGUACAAUCAGAGGACGGACGGUCGGCUGAAAAAGAAGACGGUGGAAGUAUCUACUUUAGAGAGCCUGAAGGAGGGUUGGAGCGGUCCGGAGUUUCAGGAGACGAGCAAGAGAAAGAAGAGGAAUAGGCGCAAGGGUAAACAGGAUGGUCCUGCACUUGGGACGUACACUGGUGGGACGAUUCCAUUUUCUGAGAAUUAUAAUCGGCUGAAGUGGAAUCCUUCCGCCUUGAAUCUCCUUCCCAGACAGAAAGAACAGGUUAAAGCUCAGGAGAACGAGAAAAUCGACGAUAUGUUUGAACGAUUUUCAAAAAUCAUAAACGAUCUUCAUGCCCUCAAGAAGACAUACACAGACAAAGAACUCGUAAGAAAAAUCCUAAGAAGCCUCACAUCGGAGUGGCGUUCCAAAGCCGAUGCCAUUCAAGAAUCUAUCGACAUCACCAACGUCACCAUCGACGGGCUUAGAGGAGGUCAAAGAAAGCGAUCCCGCACCGGGAAGAACGUUGCUUCCUCCUUGGCUCCUCCACCGCCACCGACACACAAGUACCUCGACGUGUCGUUCCUUUGGUUUAAUGACCGCGUAGAGGCGGCGCGGUUCUCGGAGAAGUUUGAGCACCGGGAAAUUCUCCCACCCCGGUUCUCCACGGCCCGCUUCAUUCACGGGUCCAUUCAUCGCGAGGCACGGGUUAUCCUCGAACGUGGAAACUUCCUCGACCUCCUCUACAUCAAGAAGGCCCACUAUCAACCUUUUCUUGUUCGAGCUUUCUACUCGAAUUUGAAAAAGGAUGAGGACGGAGCGUUGAUUUCAAACGUCAACGGGGUGGAUAUCUAUUUGAAUGAGGAGAAAAAUUCAAAUUCUCACCGGGCUUCGUCGGAAUGGAGAGGAUCUCAGCCAAUACGUCGGAGAAGGAGGGGCACGAAGUUCAAUCACACCGCUCUCUCCCAAGAGGACACAAAGACGCUCCAUACGAUAAUUCACAACGCCAACAUUUAUUGGUGUAAAUUUGAGAUGACUCACAUGUUUAGCGCCACCUCCGGCAACCAGCCGCUCCCCUACGCUCUUCUCGUCAUGGCGAUCCUUGAUGAGUUUCACGUCAAGAUGGACGUUGGGCCGAAGCAAAAAGGGACAAAGCAUUGGGAGAUUGAUGAAUCCUCCUUCCACCCGGGAACCGAUGAAUCUCCGUUCCCUUGGGCAGACCGGGUCGUUGGGCUGACUGUCCGGGCUGCUAGGCUGGCAGCGUGGCCGGUUGAGUGGGGCUGCCUGAACGGGCAGCAGGUUGGGGCUGCCGGGUUGGUCCGGCGGGUUGUCGACUGCUCCAGCAGGGGUAGCGGGCCCGAGGAUCGAUUCCUUGGUCUCGACUCCGCGCAGGCUUACUCAGCUUCAACGCUAAGCGUGUAGUAUGUUUUAUUUGCUACACGGAGGUAAACAAAAAGAAUGAUGUGAUGGAAUCCUGGCGGCAGACGGAGCGAGAUGGUCAAAGUGGAUGUGUAAAAUGAAUUAAAGUUUAAAAAGACAUAAUAUUAUUAUGUUUUGUAAUUGUUAUUUAUUCAGCUUCCGCAACAUUAACUACUCUGUUAUUAUUCUGAAUACUUUAUUAUGAAAUAAAGUUUUAAAAUGCUU
Cuscuta campestris is the source of this 2392-nucleotide messenger RNA. The record is from the annotation of a GenBank genome assembly. NCBI's taxonomy places the organism in Eukaryota, Viridiplantae, Streptophyta, Magnoliopsida, Solanales, Convolvulaceae.